AUGUUUUUCAUCUCAGACACCAUUGAAUUUGAGCGCGAGGUAGCUGCGAAUAACGUCACUACACCACGCCAGAUCCAGGAGGCCGCUUUGGGCAUCACUCAGGCAGCGCUGAAGGCAAACAGUGCCACAUCCUCGGGUCGCAAGUUGGCGGAUAUUAGCGUAGCAGGGGAGGUAAUCCAUAAAGCCGCCAACGACCUUGUUCGACGAUUGCGGUGUGGCACCCGUGCUGUUAUGCUUGGUACUCGUAAAACUUCCACUACCGACCCCUCAGAAUUCAAUGCGGAGAAAGGCAGAUGCGCUCAAGCUUGUAACCGUGCUAUUGAGGGCGGUAAAUCCACUUUGCAGGAGCUAGUCGUCAUGGUGGAAAAUAUGAUCAAGUCCUUGGAUGAUCCGGGUUCUGGACAACCUCCGGCAAUGCAAGUGACCCUAGCUAUGCGGCGGCUUCGUGAGACCGUCUAUGAGAUUGUCGAAGGUAUCAAACAAAUGCCUGGGGGUAGUGGUACAUCCACCGAAUCUGAUACCCCCUCUGCUGUAUUUCUUCAGCAGGAGACCACUGAAACGACUAGACCAGUUUCGCAGCAUAAGCAACCACCAAAGCGACCUGCUCCAAUUAUCCACACCCUUCCCACGCGCUCCGAACUGGCGCUCAGCAUCAAGGAAGCCUCUAAUAUCGCUACAGAUGUCGGUGAUGCUGCAGGCACUGAGGAGUUGCGAGGAUUCACAUCAGAGAUCGAGCAGUCUAUGGAGAAACUUACCAAAUUGCAAUUUAAAGCUGCGAAACAGUCUCCUGGUAGCCCUAAACCUCUGAUUGAUGCUGGCGAAGAUGAUGAGAAUGAUGUUCUGGAAGGUCUUGACGCCAUCCUCGUAACAUGCAGGCGUUUAGCCCACGGGACAGCCAGUCUCAUGCACUGGGCCACCGCCGCACAACGCGAAUUGGUCAAACAGGGUCGUUUGAAACCGAAUGCUCCUUUCCCUCUGGCUUUUCUAUUCCAGGCAAGAUAUGUCUCCGCUGCCACCGUUCAUCUGGUAGAGUCCGCGGAGACGUUGGUAGCGGUGCAGACCAGUGACGCGUCAGCAGAGAGUAAGAAGCCGCUUUGUGUACCCGAGGAUCUCGUCUCCGCAGCUCGUACUGUGGUCUCUAACACUGGUCAGUUGAUCUUUGCGUGCCUUGCUAAGGCGGACGCCAAUUCCGCCUCGAUGCGAGGUUUAAACGCUGCAGCCUCCGCGGUUCGACGUCACGCCGAACGUCUGAUUGAACUGACGGAGUUGGAGAAGGGCAAGAAUGAAACCGAUGAACUUCUGAAGCCUUCUGGUCCUAGAAAGGCUACGGUAGAGGCUAUGAGAGAGGUUAGUUAG
Messenger RNA from Hydatigera taeniaeformis, 1356 nucleotides. The record is from the annotation of a GenBank genome assembly. NCBI's taxonomy places the organism in Eukaryota, Metazoa, Platyhelminthes, Cestoda, Cyclophyllidea, Taeniidae.